AUGUUUCAUUCUGAGCACUUUGAUCGUGCUAAACUUGCAGAUGACAAUCCUUCUUCUGAAGAUCUUCUUAACAUUUGUUUCGAAUUCACCUCACCACCUUGUCAAAAUACAUUAAAUGCUACAGAUUUCCAGUUGGAAGAAGAUGAAAAGGACAACCCUUUUGCAUCACUUGGAAUUGUUAAAGACUUCUCAAGCAGAUCAAGUAAAACGAAUGGCGAAAAGAUUCGUGUUCCCAGCUGUAAUGGCGAAGAACCUGAGGCAAAUGACCAAACAUUGUCAACCCCUGCAAGAAUUCGAAUUGCUGGACAACAAUUUAUUGAUUCGUAUUCUUCAAAAGGUGAUGAAAUCUGCCAACUCAGCCAUCCCUUUAAGGUUUCGUUUUCUGGGCUCUCUAAUGAUGAAACUAAAGACAUCCAACUUCUGGUUACCCUUCUAGCUUCCGCUGAAAAAACGGGUCAAAAAAAGUUUAAUCAAGCAAAAAAACUCAUUCGGUUAUGCAGCAAUAUGUCUUUCAAUGAAGGAAACCCCGUCGAAAGAUUGGUUUACUAUUUUUCUGAAGCUAUUCGAAUGAAAAUAAACAGCGAAUUGGGAAGUGUCGCACGUAAUGGACUUGAAAGUAUGCAGUUUGAUCUUCAAGAAGCCUUGAUGAACGUGGACACAUGCAUCUUUGCAUUUCACCAGAAAGUUCCUUUAUCGCAAGUUUGCCAGUUCAGUUCGUUUCAUACAAUAAUAGAAAACUUGACAAAAGCUACAAAAAUUCACGUAAUUGAUCUCGAGAUUAGAACAGGGAUGCAGUAUGUAGUUAUGAUGCAAGCGCUAGCAAGUCAAAGUGAAUGUCAUAUCGAUCAUAUCAAAAUUACUGCAAUCGGUACAAGAUCGGAGUCAAAGAUAAAAGAUACCUGUAAGAAUCUUUCUGAUUUUGCGAAGACGAUGAACAUCUUACUUAGUUUCAAGAUAGUUAUGGUAGCAGAUAUAAUGGAUUUUAAUAUCGAUCUUCUUGAACUUGAUGGAGACGAAAAGGUUGCCGUCUACGCGCCAUUCAUUUUAUCAACCCUAAUUGUGAAACCGAAAAGUCUCGAAUAUCUUAUGCGGGAGAUUCGGAAGAUCAAUCCUUGUGUAAUGGUGAUCACGGAAGUUGAAGCAAACCAUACUUCACCAGCUUUCGUGGAUCGUUUCAUCGAAGCUCUUUUCUUCUAUGGUGCACUUUUCGACAGUGUGUCAGAUUGUUUGAGCAACGACGAUCUGAACAGAAAGGCUAUGGAGUCUGUAUUCUAUGGUCACUGUAUACGAAAUAUUGUGGCAGCUGAAGGAGAUGAGAGAACAAUUCGACACAUUGGCGUUGAUGUUUGGAGGAAAUUCUUUCAGCGAUUUGGGAUGUUGGAAAUAGAAUUGAGUGAUGCGACACUGAAUGAAGCCAAGUUGCUGAUCGAUAACUUCAAAUGUGGGGAUUCUUGUUCGCUUCUUGUUGAUCGUGGAUGUUUCCUUGUUGGAUGGAAAGGUGCUAAUUGGCAUCUAAUCGCCAUUGAAGAAAUCGAUAACUGCAGAGAGCUACUAUCCAGUUGUACAUUUCAACUGUAUUUUAAUCGCAAGAUUCGUGAUUCUAUUGCACUCAGGCUAGUGAUGUUUUCUUCUAAGCAAUUGGAUGUCUGUAAACCUGAAGACGAUGAUCGUUCUUCCAAGCUUGAGGAACUCAGAAAAGAUGAACAGGAACCAUGUCUCAGUGGUGACUCGGAAGAUAUACAGAGUGUUUCUAUCGAUGUUGCCUCUCAAUCUGAUCAAACUAUCGUAAAGGGGACACCUGUCCAAUCGAACAACUGUGAGAAAGGUUCGCCCAUUGUGUCUGUUGGGAUUCUUAAAGAUAGUGACCCCAAAUACGAUGAGGCGAAAGACCAAAAACUGUCGACCAAUGCAAAAAUUCGGCUAGCUGGACAGUGGUUUAUCGAUACUCAUUCUUCAGAAAACGAUAAAAUCUCCGAAGCUAGCCAACCUUCAUUCUCUGGGCUAUCGGAUGAUGAAGCUAAAGACAUCAAACUUCUACUUACUCUUCUUGAUUCCGCUGAGAAAACAGGUCAACGACAGUUUGACCAUGCAACCAAACUCAUUGAAUCAUGCAAUUACACUUCUUCAGCAGAAGGAAAUGCCAUCGAAAGAUUAGUUUACUACUUUUCUGAAGCAAUCCGUGAGAAAAUAAACCGUGAAACUGGAACAUCCGCUCACGAUAGACUUGAUAAGUUUCAUAUGUUCGAUGUUCAAGAAGCGUUAAUGAGCGUUGAUGCAAGCAUUACAUCAUUUCAUCACAGGCAUCCAUUAUCGCGUAUUUGCCAAAUUAGUGUGGUUGAUACGAUAAUCGAAAACGUAAAAAAAGCAAGAAAAAUCCAUGUAAUCGAUCUCCAAAUCAGGAAUGGUAUGAAAUAUAUAGCUAUGUUGCAAGCUCUUGCCACUCACUACAACAGGCAUCUUGAACAUGUCAAGAUUACUGCUAUCGGUACAAUAGCCGAAUCAAAGAUAAAAGAUACAGGAAGGCGUCUUGAUGAUUUUGCAAAGUCGAUGAACAUCCCAUUUACAUUCAAGAUUGUUAUGGUAGCUGACGUGUUAGAUCUCAACAUAGAUCUUCUCGAACUCAAUGAUGAUGAAGAGGUUGCAGUCUAUGCGCCAGUUUUUUUAUCAGGCCUAAUCGUGAAACCGAACGAUCUUGAAUAUCUAAUGGGUGUGAUACGAAAGAUUAAUCCUUGUAUAACAGUGAUUGCGGAAAUUGAAGCAAACCAUACUUCACCUGCCUUUGCUCAUCGUUUCAUUGAAGCCCUUUUCUUCUAUGGUGCACUUUUUGACAGCAUGUCUUAUUGUUUGGCCAACGAUGAUCCAAGCAGAAGGGUGUCAGAGUCUGUAUUUUUAGGUCAAACUAUACGCAAUAUUGUGGCAGCUGAUGGAGACGAGCGCACGAUUCGACAUAUUAGUGUUGAUGUUUGGAGGACGUAUUUUGCACGAUUUGGAAUGGUGGAGAUUGAACUGAGCACCGAGUCGUUAUCUGAAGCGAAAUUGUUGAUUGACAGCCUUGACUGUGAGAGUUGUUGUUCAAUUCGUGUUCAUGGUAGGUGUUUGCUCAUUGAUUGGAAAGACAUACCAAUCUUUUCUGUUUCUGCUUGGAAGUUUGUAUAA
Molecule: messenger RNA, 3156 nt
Organism: Lactuca saligna
Lineage: Eukaryota; Viridiplantae; Streptophyta; Magnoliopsida; Asterales; Asteraceae
Source: the annotation of a GenBank genome assembly